UCCCUCCCUCAAAUCAUAGAAACCAGAAAAAAAAAGAAAAGCCACAACGGAAAUCCCAGAAGCCGAAGAAGAAGAAGAGGAGCUAUGGGGGUCGAUUACUACAACAUACUGAAGGUGAACCGGAACGCGAGCGAGGACGACUUGAAGAAGGCGUACAAGCGGCUGGCGAUGAUUUGGCACCCGGACAAAAACCCGGCCGGAAAACGACCCGAGGCCGAGUCCAAGUUCAAGCAAAUCUCCGAGGCCUACGACGUCCUCUCCGACCCCACCAAGCGCCAGAUCUACGAUCUCUACGGCGAGGAGGCUCUCAAAUCCGGCCAGUUCCCCCCUCCCUCUUCCUCCCGCUCCGCCGCGCCCCACCAGCACCACUACUACCACCGCGGCAACCACAACGCCACGUCGUUUCGGUUCAAUCCGCGGGACGCGGAGGACAUUUACGCCGAGAUUUUUGGAUCGGAGGGCGGCGGCGGCGGAGGAGCUGGAGGGAGUGGCGGCGGAGGGAGGGCGUAUAGGGACGGGUUCUUCAGGACGUCGAAUGGGGCCGGUGGGCCGGAGUUCGCCGGGACCAGUAGUGGGCCUGGGCCGGGACUGAGGAAGGCCAAUGCCCUGGAGAAUAACCUGGCUUGCAGCUUGGAGGAGCUCUAUAAGGGAUUCAAGAAGAAGAUGAAGAUUUCGAGAAGCAUUUUCGAUUCGGCUGGUAAGGUCCGGACUCUGGAGGAGAUAUUAACCAUUGAGAUCAAACCUGGUUGGAAGAAAGGCACCAAGAUAACCUUCCCUGAGAAGGGUAAUCAAGAGCCUGGUGUUAUUCCAGCAGAUCUGAUUUUUGUAGUUGAUGAAAAACCUCAUGCACUUUAUAAGAGGGACGGUAAUGAUCUGGUGGUGAACCAGGAGAUCACACUGCUGGAGGCACUCACUGGGAAGAAUCUUGAACUAACUACCCUGGAUGGAAGGAAUCUUAUGAUCCCGUUGACCGAUAUCAUCAAACCUGGGGCUGAAAUGGUUGUACCAAAUGAAGGAAUGCCAAUCUCAAAAGAACCGGGGAGAAAGGGAAAUUUGAGAAUCAAGUUUGACGUCAAGUAUCCUUCAAGACUUACUACAGAACAGAAAUCAGAUUUGAAAAGAGUUUUGGGAGGAGUUUCAUUAUGACUGCUAACUAGGUUGACCAUAAUGUAAAUAUGAUAUGUGUUUGGUAUUUGAAGAUGUGAAUACUAGAAGCUUUCUGGGAUGAAAGGGAGAGGUAAGGGCUCCAUUUAGCAAGCUCCUGCAAUCUCGCAUCUGGAUGCCUCAUGUGGCGGUACAAGGGAAUUGAGGGUGCAUAUUUUCUUUACUGGAAGAGAUGGCCAGUUUAUUAAUCCUACCUGAGCCAUGUCAGUUUUGAGUCGGUUCCUUUUUUUUUUUCUUUUCAUUUGCAUUCUAUACCAGAAAAUUUCCUCCGAUUUUGAAUAGAUAGAAAGUGAAUUUGUCACUUCUAGAAAUUAAAUUAUUGAAAUUUUUUAUGUAUGGGUGAUUAGGGAUUCAACUUGGGGUUUCUCA
Rosa rugosa (rugosa rose) is the source of this 1533-nucleotide messenger RNA. RefSeq lists its product as uncharacterized. Gene Ontology annotation, molecular function: protein-folding chaperone binding. Bases 85 to 1146 code for a protein of 353 amino acids. The record is from RefSeq and is a predicted model, not a curated record. The transcript is spliced from 2 exons. Gene Ontology annotation, cellular component: cytosol. NCBI's taxonomy places the organism in Eukaryota, Viridiplantae, Streptophyta, Magnoliopsida, Rosales, Rosaceae.